This is a messenger RNA of Nasonia vitripennis (jewel wasp), 2041 nucleotides long. Its product is annotated as leucine-rich repeat extensin-like protein 5. The record is from RefSeq and is a predicted model, not a curated record. The transcript has a single exon. Bases 619 to 1776 code for a protein of 385 amino acids. NCBI's taxonomy places the organism in Eukaryota, Metazoa, Arthropoda, Insecta, Hymenoptera, Pteromalidae.
CCUCCACCACCUCGUCCGCGGCCUCCUCCACCGCCACGUCCCAGACCUCCUCCCCCUCCACCACCGCCACCACCGCCGCCUAGAGUGUCGACCCCGGCGCCAACAUAUUUACCACCUUAUACUGGUGUUAACUAUGGUAGUUCACCAAGCUACAAUACUCCGUCUUAUGGUACGUCGGACUAUAGUCCAGUGGCGAAAUUUAGUGGUCCAGUGACGUCUACGACGCCAGGUUACUACUCAAGUCUUGGUAACACGGCUUUUGCCUCAUCAUCAGCCACUGCAAACGCUGGGAUAUCACCAGUCGCCAAAUACAGCCAACCAGUCGUGAGUUCAAAUUUUCCAAGCACUUUUACAAGUAGUACCUUGCCAUCGACAACUGCAUCUUCGUCAUCUUCAGCAGUAACGUCUACACCUGGUACAUCAACUGAGUCGACCUACCAGACGCAGUUGACUUCCUCGUCCUCCGCUAAGCCCAGUAGUGAAAGCAGUUCGUUACCAGUACAGACAACAGCAGCGUUAGGCUCAACACCUUCGCAGUCCUACAGCAGUUCAUCAAACAGUUACAGUUACCCUUCACCAACUGUAGCAUUUACAGAAUCCGUAACUCAAAGUUCAUCUAUGAUAGCUCAACCGUUCUCAAGUCAAUCGCCAACUACUUUAUCUACGUCAACUUCAAACGCAUCAUCACCGUCGACUACUAUUGGAUCAACAACACAAUCUCCAAUUACAAGUUCAACAUCCAAUCCGGCCAGCGAGUAUUCGACAACGUCAGGACCAACUACACCUUCUGUAUCUAUUAUCGAAUCAACUAGUCAAUCUUCACCAACUCCUACUACAACGCAAGCAUCGACUACUACUUACACAACGUCAAGUACGACACCAUCCUCAACGGCUUUUACUGCUACAUCUGUCACGGAACCAAGUUCGCUAGUAACUACAGGAACUUCGACAUCAACCAGCUCCUCAACGUAUGAUUACUCAACUCAAGAUUACUCAUCAAAACCUUCCACUUCAAUAUCUCCAGAUUAUUCUACUCCGACUAGUAGCUCGCAGCCAAUACCUUCUGUAACAUAUAAUUAUCCUUCCCCAUCAACUCCUCUUCCGCUACCGUCAACAUCCACUCCAUCACCGCCACCUUCUCCUCCGUCAUCAACUCCAUCGCCGUCGCCAUCUACUCCAUCACCACCGCCCUCUCGUCCACCAUCCACUCCAUCGCUGCCACCCUCUCGUCCACCAUCCAGUCCAUCGCCGCCACCCCCACCACCACCUCCACCACCUCCACGUCCUCCACCACCUCCUCCUCCACCAUCUCAGCCACCACCAACUUCACUAACCCCACCUGUUACAUACAGUUAUCCAUCUCCACCACCACCACCACCUCCACCACCUCCGCCUGUAACUUACAAUUAUCCAUCGCCGCCACCACCACCUUCUCUGCCUGUAACUUACAAUUAUCCAUCGCCGCCUCCUCCUCCACCACCACCAAGUUAUAAUUAUCCUGCACCCACCUACUAUUAUCCUUCUCCAUCUCCAAGGCCACCGCCACCGCCACCAAGACCAAGGCCUUCAAGACCGAGACCUAUAAUAACUCCGAAACCAAUUCCACCUCGAGCUACUUAUUUACCACCUCCAAGGCUUACACCUCAACCUAGGACGUAUUUACCACCUCCAACCCCUACUCCACAAACUUUUACUUAUUCACAACCCCCAGCUCCUCAAAGUAGACUUUAUCUCCCACCAAGACCUGCUCCAAUGUAUUUGCCACCCAUGAGAUGACACUCGCUCUUAGAUUUAGAAACUAAUUUAUAAACGUUAAGUUUGUAAUACGUUCUCUGAGAUAUGCAAAGAUAGAACUGAUAUUUAAUAUUUAUUGUUUAGGAACAUGCAAUAUAAGUUAACAAUUCCAAACCUCUAAAGGGUAUGAUAUAACUUCUUAUCACAGUGAACGUGUUUAACGUAUAUUUUAUGUAUAAAGUAUCUUUUGUACAAAACUUUACUUACGUGUAUGCAUGUAAAAAGAAUAAAAUACUAUCAUAAAUAA